This is a messenger RNA of Prorocentrum cordatum, 376 nucleotides long. Lineage: Eukaryota; Dinophyceae; Prorocentrales; Prorocentraceae. The record is from the annotation of a GenBank genome assembly.
GGUGCCCCGCGUGCGCCUGGCCGGCGUCCCCGCGGGCGACUUCGCCGUGCCCUCGGUGUCGCAGCUGCGCGUGGCCGACCAGGGCCGCUUCGUGCGCUUCUCCGGAACCCUGACCCGCGCCGGCGCAGUGAAGGUCGUCCAGGAGUUCCGGAGGUUCCGGUGCGACCAGUGCGGGCACGAGUUCGGAUGUCGGGCCUCGGCCGCCAGCGGCUACGACUUCGAGGUGCCGAGCGAGUGCAGCGGGGGCCGGAAGCAGCCCAGGUGGGACCCCAAGGUCAAGGUGCGGAAGAUGGUGAAGUGCCACUCGCGGGCGUUCCAGCCCCUGCCCCCGGGUGAGGACUGCAUGACAGACUUCCAGGAAGUGCGCGUGCAGGAC